AUGGUAAGACGGCGGAUCCUCAGCUCGAUUCUUCCGAGGAUUCAGGCGCUUAGAAGCUACCGCUCGACUUUUGUGCAGGGCACCCGACUGGAGUACGUCUCCUACAGCACGCUACGUAAUCAAAUGGAGGCGCCACCCAUUGUGGUGAUGCACGAUCUCAAUUUGUCAGGGGAAUCGUGGCGCCAUGUGGCUAGCAAUCUUAGUCAGCAUGGUCUGCGCCAGGUGAUCACGGUGGACGCUCGUAAUCAUGGCCUCAGUCCGCACAUCUCCGGUCACUCAGCGAUGCAUUUAGCGGCCGAUGUGGAGGCCUUAAUGAGCCACCAGAGCCUCACAAAGAUCGUGGCCCUGGGACACGGAAUGGGCGGCAGGGCGAUGAUGACCCUGGCUUUGACUCAACCGCAGCUCGUGGAAAGAGUCAUCCUGGUGGACAUCACCCCUGCACCGGUGCCCAGCAACUUUUAUCUCACGCGACAGGUGUUCGAGAUGAUGCUACAGGUGGCGCCCACCAUUCCUCGUAAUCUAUCCCUCUCCGAGGGUCGCAUGUUCAUCCUGCCCAUCUUCCAGGACGUCGUCCAGGAUGUGACCGAACUUCAGCGCGUUGUCUUCAAUUUGCGGAAGAUGCAGGAUGCUUCCUUCGGCUGGGCUGUGAAUCCGCAGGCGGUUCUGAGCUCCUGGUCGGACCUCAUGAUUGACUACGAGUCCACUUUGGGUGGACUAAGUCCCUAUAUGGGCGAAGUCCUUCUCAUUGCCGGUUCGCAGUCGGAGUUCGUCACCUCAUCCAGUAUUUCAGUGAUGCAGCGGUAUUUCCCUAAUACAGUAGUUCAGAUCCUGGACGCCGGGCAUUGUGUGUACGAGGAUCAGCCGGAACAGUUUGUGAAACUGGUCGUGGAGUUUACGCAAGUUUGCCUAGUUUGCUGA
Messenger RNA from Drosophila takahashii, 918 nucleotides. Its product is annotated as sn-1-specific diacylglycerol lipase ABHD11. Gene Ontology annotation, molecular function: carboxylic ester hydrolase activity. The record is from RefSeq and is a predicted model, not a curated record. Lineage: Eukaryota; Metazoa; Arthropoda; Insecta; Diptera; Drosophilidae. Gene Ontology annotation, cellular component: mitochondrion.